UCAGGGCAGGGGUGCAGAUGGGGGGUGCAGCCCUCCCGCUUCCCGGCGACUCCGGGAAGGUCAGCGCGGGCAGGCGGGGCGCGCUCCUGCGGCCGGGCCUCGCCGGCCACCCGGUCCCCACCUGAAACCCCGCCUGCCACUCCGCUCCAGAGGAGCCAAUAGCCGUGCAACCUGCCCGGGAUGGGGCGGGGCUUAUGCAAAUAGUGUCGCCUUCGGGAGGCACAUAGUGAUACAAGAGCUGGAAGGCGGCUCCGGCGCAGACCUCGGAGAGCACAGCUGCCGGCCCGCGAGCCAGCCUCGGUCCCCGCGGCCCGCCGAGGAUCGGAGCCAUCCAGCGACCCGGCGACCGGCCUCAGGCGGCAGCAACUGAAGAGCCCACCCCUGGACAGGAGACCCCCCACCUCAGUCCAGGCCCAUGGGUGCCGAGAAGGAGUCAGAGCCGCCUACUUAUCCCCAGCUCAGGCCCCGCCAUGGGGAAGACCAACAGCAAGCUGGCCCCCGAGGUGCUGGAGGACCUUGUUCAGAACACUGAGUUCAGCGAGCAGGAGCUGAAGCAGUGGUACAAGGGCUUCCUGAAGGACUGCCCCAGCGGCAUCCUCAACCUGGAGGAGUUUCAGCAGCUCUACAUCAAGCACCCCCCUCAGUUCUUCCCCUACGGCGACGCCUCCAAGUUCGCGCAGCACGCUUUCCGCACCUUCGACAAGAACGGCGACGGCACCAUCGACUUCCGGGAGUUCAUCUGCGCCCUGUCGGUCACCUCCCGCGGCAGCUUCGAGCAGAAGCUCAACUGGGCCUUUGAGAUGUACGACCUGGACGGCGACGGGCGCAUCACGCGCCUGGAGAUGCUGGAGAUCAUCGAGGCAAUCUACAAGAUGGUGGGCACCGUGAUCAUGAUGCGCAUGAACCAGGACGGGCUCACGCCCCAGCAGCGUGUGGACAAGAUCUUCAAGAAGAUGGACCAGGAUAAGGACGACCAGAUUACAUUGGAGGAGUUCAAGGAGGCAGCCAAGAGUGACCCAUCCAUUGUGUUGCUGCUGCAGUGUGACAUGCAGAAGUAGAAGCUGGUGAGGGGCAGGGUCCCUGGCCAGAAGGGGCAUGGCCACCUCCCAACCUGAUGACCUCUCUGGCUUGCCUCCCAGGAGGAGGGACACUCCAGCCCCCCUCUCUGGCCCACCCAGUCCUCUGCCCAAGCCCUUCCUCCCCUCCAUCAAGAUCUUUGAGGGACCACCUCACCCUGCAAAAGAGACAGGUCCUCCAGUACCCUGUCUUCUAGCCCCACCUCCCACUUGGCACAGAACCAAUGUCCAUUGGGCAUAGGGGAGUUGGCUUUUGCCCCAGGAGGUGAGGUUAAGGAGUUGGGGGCCUGGGGUUCUGGUUCGGAAUUCUCUUGAUCCUGGGAUUAUGCUUUAUAGGAUGUGGUCCCACAGGCCUGUCACAGGGCCAAAUUGGGUCUGUCCAUUCCUGAGGCUCCAGAUCCCAUAAAGGUGGUCUCUUCCCCAUCCCUUCUACUCUACCUGGCCCUUCCAGCCCCAGCCUUUGGAGCGUUCAUUCAGUCCUUUCUUCAGCUAAUGAUUACUGAGCACCUGUUUGGUGCUAAGGAUAUGGUCAUUUACAAGACACAUCUUGUGCCCUCUGGAAGCUCAUAGGGUUGUGAGGCAAACUUCCGGCCGUCAGGGUCUCAGCUAAGCAGAGGGUGCUGGAAGGCUGGUUAGUCUGGGAGGAGCUAUUUCAUCUUCCAGCUCAGCUCCACACAAAGCUGCAGAAGGACGAAAUGAAAAGCAGUUGGAAGUUUAGGAGCCACGUGAGUGAAAGUUUUAAGAAAAAUGAAAUUUAUGUAAUACUUAUUUUUUUAGUACCCUUUAAAGGAGCUACAGUCAUUUUAUUAUUUCAGGAGGUUAAAAUAUACUCUAUAUUACUUGGUUUCUUAUAAAAUGAUUAAAUGAAUAGAGAAAAUAUUAAUUUUCAAGGGGAAAAACCUGAGAAAAAAGGGAGAAAAGACCAUGAAAUUUACCAGAUAACACUUUUUAAGACUAAGUCCUGAGCUGCCACUCUCAGCAGCUUUUGCUGCUUCAGCUCUUCCUUUUUAUUACCUUUUUCAAUUCAACAAGCAACUUUCUGCUACAUACUUACUCCGGUUGGGUGCUGACUUCAGGGACAGGAAAAAACAAGGUUUGCAAAGAGUGAAACUAGUGUAUAUUCCGUAUCUUGGUAGUUCAUUUCUGGAUUGGGUUUAGUUUCAGAACUGGACUUGUUCCUUCACUGCCACAGAAUCAGAAAGAGCUAGAAGAAAAGGCUCACCUGGCCACUGUUUAGGCACCCAGACAUAAUUUAUGGACCAAAUGCCUAAAAAUGUGCCAGGCAUGCUCUGUUUGAAAGGCUUUUUCUAACCCCAAAUCUUAGAUCUGCCAGGUAGUUCAUCAUCUUCCAAGUGUGCUGGUUCUGCUUUUCAAUGCCUGCUUCCCAAUUUUGGAUCCAUGAGCUAUACAGCUGCAUGCUUUGACUGCCAGAAAAAUUAAUCUUGCUUCUUCAUCAGGUCUUUCUCCUGUACUUGUGAUCAGAAAUUACCUUUGAUGUGCAGUGACAGUUGAUUUCCUCUUGAACUGCUGGUGAAAACAGUCUAGUACACAGGUGCUGUCAGCCCAGGGUGGGAGUAGGAAAUGAUUGCUGAGCCCGGGGCAGGGGAAUUGCAUCUGCAGGAAAGAGAUGCAGCAUGCUCUUCACUCCUGAGUGCCCACCUGUCCUGCUUCUCUGCAGGUGAAAACUCUGGGGGAUGCUGAUCAAUAGAGCUUGGUCCCAAGCUCUACUGGGCCCUUGGAGGUAGCAAGGCCACUGGGUUGCUAUCCUCUUGCUGGGGAUAGCAACCACUGGGUUGCAACCACUGGUUGCUAUCCUUUUGCUAUCCUCUUGCUCAUGACCAGCCAUAUGGUGAGGCUGGGGAGUUCACAUCCUCAGGCAGGAACUAGCAGUUGUUUAUCCAGCAAUGCCUCAAGGAUGUUGCAUUGCUCCCAGGAGCUGGCUAUUAGGUAUGUCUUGUGCGGUCAGUCAGCAUCACAGACACAUAGAUGCUCACCAGCCUGGCUUACCUGGGACCUAAAUCUUCUGGUGAAAAGCUUUUCACUAAGUGAGGUUCCUUCCCUGCAAAUGCUGAAUCUAGCCUAAUUCGCAACCACACAGAAUUUCAUGGCUUUCAAAGGCUUGCCAUGUGCCCCAUCUCAUUCUAUACUCACAUCCCAUGGAGGUGAGGAUUUUCAUUUCUUUUCUCUAGACUUGGAAGCUGAGAUUCAGAGAGGAAGCGUCCCUUGUGCAAGGUCACAUAGUCAGGAGGUGACACAGGGCUAAGACUUGAACCCAAGGCUCUAAGAGGAUUUCUUCUUUUCAGAGUCUCUUCCCUGUCCAUUUCUGUGACUAAGCUGUGCAGAGGUUGACAGCAGGGCAAGCUACAUUGAUAUUCAUCCUUUAUAGGCUUCCUGCUAAAAAGCUUCUGAGAUUGUGGUCUUCCAAAAAAAAUAGGAGCUUGGUUGAAGUCCCCACAUUUUCAAGCACUCAGUGUUCUGCCUCUGGCAGCUGUGCUAACAGCUCAGUGCUGUCCUGGGAGGCCUCUGACUCAGAACCCUCGAAGCAUCCUGCAUUGUUUUUACCCACCAUCAUCUUCACUAAGAGAAACAUGCCUACCCAUGAAGGCGUGUUUGAUUACUCCAGGCUUCUGGACACACAUACCCAUGGGUGAUUUUUGCUCCUCGGGCCCAAUAUUCUCAGACAGCCCAGCAGUGUGAACACACAAUGCCAGGCCAGGAACUGGGACCACCAUCUUGCUGAUGGAAGGAACAACAGGUGGCCCAGGACUUGCUCCUGCAUACUCCUGGGUGUCCCAGGGACUGUGUGCUCAGGAGCACUGUGGUAGAGCACUGGCCCUGCCUUGAGAAGAGACACAUGUCUCCUGUCCCUGCACCAGCUGAGAGAGACUUGCCACAAAGCACAAGGCUAGCAGAGAUUUAUGUAUGACUUGCACAGACACAAAAAUAUACAGACAAUCAAAACGUUGAUAUAUUCAAACUCUCCUUUGAAAUUCCAAUCUUAUUGCAACAACUCUGUGAAUUGCAAGGUCCCAGAAUCUGCCUUCUCACAUACUCUACCCUCAUUCAUCCUUUUGGGCUAAUUGAUGAGCAUCUUAUUUCUUAUCUCUAAAAAUUAUCAGCAAAGGCUACUUCAGAUGGCCACUUUAGUCCUUUCAGCUGUAGUCAGGAUUAUUUAACUUACCUGUAUAUCAAAAGUUAAGAAAAAGUUAGUUCAUAAGUAAAGGCACUAAAUCCUUUCCUGACAAUGACAGAGUCUCUAGAGGUAGAAAUUUGCCUUGCUGCAGAGAGAGAAGGAAUGGCGUGGGAUGGGGGAAAGAAAAGAAAGAGAAGAAGAGAAGAAGCUGGGGUCUCCAGGCAGGGUAGUAAGCUGACACUGUAAAUAUUUUUUACACAAAAAUGUAUUGAAGUAACAAAUAUUUCCUGAAGAUCCACCCUGGGUGAGGCUUUGAGCUGACUUUAGAGAUCACUGUGGGGUCAAGAAUUUCUUACAUGUUUUAUUCGUCAUUCUUGAAAAAAAUAAUUCAAACCUUGGAAUUAAAAAGUCUCAGAAAAAUAUGGGAUUUUCUUUCUGGAAUUUUCGAGGUUUUCUUUUUACCUUUGCCAGAGUGUGGGGGCAGGACUGGGCCUGCCAGGGUGUAUAGCCCUUCCUGCUUGGUGGAGGCCAGUCAGGCCCAGGGCCUUCUAAGCAGCAGUAGAGAGGAGGCUUGGGGAAGGGGGGGUCUGGGUAGCAGGGGAAGGAGGCCAGUUCCAGUGUAGCCCCCUAUCCCCUCCAGAUGUGCUGCUUCUGGCUGUGCACUCAGUGACUGCCCUCACUGUUCAACCCUGUGCUGUGUGGUGUGUUUCUUUCCCCACUGACAGUGAAUAAAAGGUGCAACUAUG
Messenger RNA from Gorilla gorilla gorilla (western lowland gorilla), 4955 nucleotides. RefSeq names its product hippocalcin like 4 (gene HPCAL4). Lineage: Eukaryota; Metazoa; Chordata; Mammalia; Primates; Hominidae. The transcript has 5 exons. The coding region runs from base 471 to 1058 and encodes 195 amino acids. The record is from RefSeq and is a predicted model, not a curated record. Gene Ontology annotation, molecular function: calcium ion binding.